AAAGAAAGCUUUUUUCCCUCAUUUUCUUUGCAAUUACACCAUGAAAGCUUCUGAAAUUCCUUCUUCAUCUCAACACCUUCUUGAAAAUGAAGAACAACCCACUACCCUCACCCCUACCCCCACCCCCACCAAAAACUCCAAGAAAUUAGCUCUUAUACCACUUAUUUUCAUCAUCUUUUUUGAGGUAUCUGGUGGCCCUUAUGGUGCAGAAGCAGCAAUUGGGGCAGCUGGACCUCUUCUUGCAAUUCUUGGAUUUCUGAUUUUCCCAUUUAUUUGGAGUGUCCCUGAAGCUCUUGUAACUGCUGAACUUGCUACUACUUUCCCAGGUAAUGGGGGUUUUGUUAUUUGGGCUGAUAAAGCUUUUGGACCCUUUUGGGGUUCUUUAAUGGGUUCUUGGAAAUUACUUAGUGCUGUUUGUAACUUAGCUUCUUACCCUGUUCUUUGUUUAGAUUACAUUAAAUUGAUUUACCCAAUUCUUGAUUCUGGUUUACCUAGAUAUAUUGCUAUUUUCUUCAUAUCUAUGUUCUUGUCAUUCUUGAAUUACUUAGGUUUGUCUAUAGUUGGUUACACUGCUGUUGUUCUUGGUGUGCUUUCCCUUUGCCCCUUUUGGUUAAUUACAUUGUUUUCAAUUCCAAAAAUUGAUCCUAGUAGAUGGUUGAGUUUAGGCCAAAAGGGUGUUAAAAAAGAUUGGAACUUGUUCUUUAAUACCCUUUUUUGGAACUUGAAUUUUUGGGAUAAUGCUAGUACUUUAGCUGGUGAAGUUGAACAACCUCAAAAGACAUUUCCUAAAGCACUUUUUUCAGCUGGGAUUGUUACAUGUAUUAGUUACGUGUUGCCGCUUUUGGGUACUAGUGGUGCUGUCCCUUUGGAACAAGGUGAGUGGAUUGAUGGUUAUUUUGCUAAUUUGGCUUCUAUGAUUGCUGGAAAUUGGUUGAAGUAUUGGAUGGAACUUGGGAUUGUUCUGUCUGUGAUUGGUUUGUAUGAGGCUCAGUUGAGUAGUUGUGCUUACCAAAUUCUUGGAAUGGCUGAGAUGGGGUUGUUGCCUCGGGUUUUUGGUGUAAGAUCAGAAUGGUUCAACACACCUUGGGUUGGGAUUCUUGUACCAACACUAGUAGCAUUGGUUGUGUCCUACAUGACAUUCACGGACAUUGUGUCAUCUGUGAAUUUCUUGUAUAGUCUCGGGAUGCUGUUAGAGUUUGCAUCGUUUUUGUGGUUGAGGAGGAAGAUGCCUAAAGCUAAGAGGCCGUAUCGAGUGCCAUUGUCAAUGCCAGGACUGUUGGUGAUGUGCUUCAUUCCAUCUUGUUUUCUGGUUUAUGUUAUGUUUGUUGCUCAUAGCACCGUGUAUAUAGUCAGUGCCUUGCUCACUGUUUUCGCCAUUGCUUGGUACUUCUUCAUGGAGUUUUGUAAAACCAAGAUGUGGUUUGAUUUUGAAACUGUUGAUCAACACAAAGUUGAUGAUGAGAUAUUUUGAUCCACCGAGUUUCAAAC
Molecule: messenger RNA, 1488 nt
Organism: Solanum verrucosum
Lineage: Eukaryota; Viridiplantae; Streptophyta; Magnoliopsida; Solanales; Solanaceae
Product: probable polyamine transporter At3g13620
Exons: 1
Coding region: 41-1471 (476 amino acids)
Biological process (GO): transmembrane transport
Cellular component (GO): membrane
Molecular function (GO): transmembrane transporter activity
Source: RefSeq, a predicted model, not a curated record